AUGGGACUUUGGUUUGAUUCAAGUGAGAGGCUAGUCCUUCAAACUUGGCUAGAGAAGUAUCUCUCUUGGGCACCAUCAGACUAUGACGAAAGUUGGAGAGACGGUUGUUUGCUAUCAAUUCUGCUCAAUAAACUACAACCAGGAUGCAUUCCAGAUGCUGAGAAGUUGGAUUCUGAGUACAGUUUGCGAAACGUUUACCACGCUUUUGAUGUUCUGGAAGAAUAUUUCAACAUUAAACCGGAUCUUUCACCUGAAGAAAUUGUGACCUGUGCCAAUGAAUCGGAGAAGAAACUUUAUGAUCUUCUUUCGCAGCUAAAGCAAGCAACCGAUAUCAGAACUGACAGUGAGGAAACCAUUCCGAAAGCGGAAAUACUCGAAAAAACAGAAAGUGAUGAGAAUGCUCUCAAUAAGCACUGCAUUGCCAAAGGAACAGGCUUAGUUGUAGGAUUCGUUGAACGAAUGACUCAUUUCAUCGUGUUUUUCGCCAACCUAGCUGACUUGGACGUGGUCGUGGAUAUCAAGGGACCUUCAGAAACAGUUUGUAGUGAAAGAAUAACGAAACGUUCGCCAAAAAAGCGGUGUUCGACUACAGAUAUUAUGGAAUACAAUUCCAGUCCCAUACUUCGCUCUGUUUCCAAUCCUGAAGACAGAAUAUGUUACGAAGAAGAAAAAGAACUCAUAUCCAGAACAAUACCUUUGGAGUACGAAAUUUUGCCAAAUCAGAUUAACUUUGCUUACAAACCACUAUACAAAGGGCCGCACAAAAUAUCAGUCUUGUGGCAUGGACUCCACGUUUUUGGCAGUCCUUAUACAGUAACCGUAGAAGAUCCAUGUCAAGUAACAAACGCAAAUAACUCUGCGUACAUUAAACCGGCUCUUAAAUCUUUUAAUUCUGAAGAUAAAUCCGUUACCAAAAAGCCUUCAGUGCGCUUUCAGGAUUCAAAAGAAAAAUUUGGAAAAACUCUGAAAAAGCGUGUUUUGAGGUACAUUGUUAAAAUUGAUGGCAAAGACGUGGCUGUGGACACUAACAAUACCGAUUCAUUAGCAACAGAGCUAUUGAAAAUGGAUUAUGACUACGAUAACAACUUUUCACUUUGUAGAAGAAAUAGCUGGGGAUUUACGGGUGACGCUGAACGCAAAGUCAGCGUUAUUCGACAAUUCUGUGUUGACGUAGAUGUCAUGGAAGCUCAAAGCAAACACAAGAGAUCCAGAUCAUUAGUUUUAGACAGAGAAAACAGUACCACAUCGAGAAGCGACUCUCUUGAUGAUUUAAGACUUAACUGUAUAAAAGAAAACAGCAUUAAAAAGGCUCAAGAUUGCUACUCAAGUGAAGAUACAUUCCCUCACAUGGACUUUGAUUCGAAUGAAAAUUUAGUGGAGGAAGAUGCCAACAUAGAAUUUGAAAACCUUGACUCUCCAAUUGCUGAAUCAUCGUCUUUUGCUGAAAGACAUAUGAAUUCAGAAGAAGUGAAAGAAGAGCUUAUAGUAAAAUCGUGUUGUAUCAAAGAUGAAUCUAAAAUCAAAACUAACGAUCUGAUCUCAUCGUUUUCAGCUGAAACACUGCCACCCAAAGCUGAAAACUUGAAUGAAGAUCCGAAAAAGAGUUCUAAUGUUUCAUGCGAAAAUAUUAAUGAGCAAUUGUCUGAACCGGAAAACAUAUCGAAGCAAAUAGAAACUGAAGUUGCAGACUUUAAUUACUACAAUAUUCAACCUUCGCUAGAAGAUUUAACGGACAUUGCUAACGUUGAAUUGGGAAACGGUGAUGAUGUAAACAAAUAUGAUCAUCGAAAUCCAUCUAGCUCUUCUUCAGAAUAUAUGAAUAACACAAAACCUUUGUGUGACGCAUCUAUACCAUCUCCUACAUUCAUUUCGAGAGGGAUAAACCACAGAACAAGCAAUGAGAUUUGUCUCACUUCUUUACAUUGCUGCAAUAAAUUUGAGAAGAAAUUAAAUAAAAUUGGCGUCAAAGAAUUACCUCGUAAUUCAGCAACAACAUCUUCGACGCAUCAAAGUGACAACGUUGUUGAAAAUAAAAAGGCACAUCCUAUCAAGACUCAUUCAUUGUUGUCGAUAGGUCAUUACAAUUUCAAACAGUUUAACCCACCAUCAGAGAUUGAAGCUUCUUUUCGAGUGAAAAACCGAAUACUAGAAUGGGAAGCUACAAUAUCUGGUGAACAUCAAGAUCUUAAAAGCUCAAAAAGCGUCCCCAUAACAGAAGUACUCGACACAGUAGACGUCAAGGCCAAGUUGUCAUUUUGGGAAAGUGCUUAUAAAAAAGAAGAAACAAAUUCAUUGGAGAAUGUAGAGCUACACAGACAUCUUUUAAAAGGCAGCCUAAGUUCUGAUGAAUCCAAAGACAAUUCUGGUGACAUACCGUUUGACAACACAGAUGAGCUGAGCAAUAACAUUUUAUGGAAUUUGUUCCACACUACAGAAAUACACUCCCUGAGAGUAACUGGACAAAAAAAGAAAAUAAACGAAAAGAAAUUUGUAGCUGCUAAAACAAGCAGUUGUUUAAACCAUGUAUCGAACAAAAAACUAGAAGUUGAGUUUCAAAAUGUUAUUGGAGGACCCUCAAACAAACAAACUCGUAGUUUUAGUGAUUCUAUCAUUGACACAAGCAAACGAUCUGAAAAAGACAACUUUGACAUUCCUCUAGAAACGUCUGACAAUAUUUAUUCCUCGAACGAUAUGGAUUUAAUUACAUAUUCUUCUGAUGACGAAAGCUCAGCGCCUGAUCAUUUGAGGCUCUCUACGGAAGAUGAGUACAUUGAUGAUGAAAUUUCUGAAAGUACACCCAUGUUUUGGGGAGAACUGAGUCUUCUAACAACACAAAAGCACUCAAAUUCUUCAAGCGAUGCUGAAUGCAGCGAAUUCUUAGAUCCAGAAUACUUUAGGCAACGCUAUUUGAAUAGCAACUUCAAUCCUUCCGAAUGCAAGAUCUUUGGAAUUUCGAACUACUAUGGCUAUGUAGCAGUGAAAAAUAGAUUUCAGGUUUUGACUAAAGAUGCUGGAACAGGAAACUUAUCAGUGAGUGUCCAAGGUUUUGGAGAACAUGACGUGUCUUUGGUGUGUGUAACAUAUAGGAAGAAGGACAUCUACGAUGUCACAUAUCAAGUCAUGACUGCAGGCUACUAUCUUAUAUCUGUGAGGUGGAUGGACUGCCACAUUCCUGGAAGCCCUUUCGUGUGUAAAGUGACAUUCUGAGAGGAUCGAUUCAGCUAAUUUUAUUUGUUACUCCU
Molecule: messenger RNA, 3242 nt
Organism: Uloborus diversus
Lineage: Eukaryota; Metazoa; Arthropoda; Arachnida; Araneae; Uloboridae
Exons: 7
Coding region: 1-3207 (1068 amino acids)
Biological process (GO): actin cytoskeleton organization
Molecular function (GO): actin filament binding
Source: RefSeq, a predicted model, not a curated record